Molecule: messenger RNA, 2010 nt
Organism: Trichophyton rubrum CBS 118892
Lineage: Eukaryota; Fungi; Ascomycota; Eurotiomycetes; Onygenales; Arthrodermataceae
Exons: 1
Coding region: 1-2010 (669 amino acids)
Molecular function (GO): ubiquitin binding
Source: RefSeq, a predicted model, not a curated record
AUGGUGGAAACAACUCUACUGCCCCUGGCGCCUGUACCACCGCAGUCAGUGCACAAAUUAAUACCAGAUGACGAAUGGAGAGCAUGUUCAGAUGCCUGGAUCAGAUCAGUUGAAGCUCGCUUAAGGCUGAAUGACCGGGAAUUUGAACUGUCUGCUUCAAAGGAUGAAGCUGCAUACCUGUUCCUUACGUCAUACUUCUCAGGGGGGUUGCCACGUUCACAUGGACCAACAUCAAAGGCAGCCAGUUUAUUACAACGUCUUUGUUUCCUCUUAAGUCGGAGGAUACUACUGGCCGGAUCUCAUGGUCCUUCACAGCUUGUGAAUGUUGACUUUCUAGGGAGCCUGUGCUAUUUCUAUACUACUACUUUACCCCUCCGGAAUUUGAUGUUGGAGGUGUGGGAGAGGGAUUCAGAAGUCCUGGUCACCAGCACGCAUAAGGUGAAGGCAGAUAUAAUAAGAGAGUUAACCUCGAAGGAUGGGCCAUAUACGAAAAUUGAGAGAAGAUUACGACCCUUGACGCUUCUUUCAUCGAAUCUAUGUGAGGUGGGAAGAGUUCUUAUGGCUGGGGAUGAUUACAUAGAUGCAAUUUUCGAGGCAUUCAACAGGUCGAAGGAUGAACAUCUACAAAAAGCUCUAGUAGCUCAUAUAUAUGUUGGGCUUAUAUCAUUGAUGAAGGUGAAUCCUCCUGCGACUUCAGCACUCCUAGAUCAACUCUACGGACUAAAGAGCUCCGCAAAUGUCGAGUCAAAGGGCCCUAGAACUCAGCCAACGUUACUCUCCGCCCUUCUUUGCAGUACCAACUUCAUUAAACGCCUCGAGAAUGUGUUAGUUGGGGACCAGCAGCAAAAGCGAGGUGAUUCCCUAGUUUCUUCCCUCAAAACAUACCGCUCUGAAUGCCAGGCAUUACACAAGUCGUAUCAGCGUCCAAGGAAAGUGGAUAAGGGCAAAGGGCGAGAUAUCUCCGCCGGCAUCGAGGAGGAUGUUCACGUCCAUCGAAUGUCACUUAUCACCCAGGUCCAGGAUCUAUUCCCCGAUCUCGGCUCAGGAUACAUUGUGCAACUCCUUGACUUUUACAACGAUGAUCUCGAAGCGACGAUCUCGAACCUCAUAGAGGGGACCCUUCCUGAACAUCUUAAAUCCCUUGAUCAAGGAGCCCAACUCUCAGAACAGCAAGAUAUGGUUGAUCUCGCGCCACGGCCUACUCCACCCCGUUCUGAGUCACCUGUUCCUGGCAUUGAGCGUAAAAAUGUCUUCGAUAACGAUGAAUUUGACCGGCUGGAGAUAUCACCUUCGAAGCUGCAUAUAGGUCGUGCAAAUGCCGGUCUUACUGCAGAUGACCUGCUCGCUAAUAAGUCUGGCUCAACAAACAAGGCCGCAAUACUGGCUGCUCUUGCGGCAUUUGAUUCGGACGAUGACGAGCGUGAUGACACCUAUGACUUUGCCGAUGUUGGCGGAACAGUAGACACCUACCCAACAGCAACAGAUGGCGAUGCAGCCGAGUCCCGAGAAGGUGGUGGCAUGGCAACUGAGCUGAAGCUAUAUGACCUUUAUAAGUCCAAUCCCGGAGCAUUUGCACGCGACCAAAACACUCGUCGGUCUCAGCACAGAAUAAGUUUGCGUAAAGAGACAGGAAUGACGGACGAAGCAAUUGAGGGUUGGGCAUUGAUGCUCUCCCGCGAUCCAAAGCGAGUUACGAGGCUAGAGCGGAAUGUGGCCUUGUCGGGGCUACGCGCGCACCAACAGCCCGAACUUCAACCUACGGCGUAUAGGAGACCUGCCAAUGAAGAUGGUUCUGGAGAAGAGUCUGGAGGCCAUGGCGGAGGUCGAGGACAGAGCCGUGGUCGCGGCCGGGGUGGUAGAGGAGGCGGUAGAGGCGCCAGCCGAGGGGGAGCAUCGACUGCACCCGAGUCAGCGAUUGAAAGACGACGGAAGGAUGAAAAUAAGGGCUCGAGGGCGAAUCAUAAUAGGCGCAACCAAAGGGCGAAGAAAAUGGCGAGAGGCGGUCUGUGA